Penicillium pulvis is the source of this 638-nucleotide messenger RNA. Its product is annotated as AP-1 complex subunit sigma. Gene Ontology annotation, biological process: vesicle-mediated transport; protein transport. Bases 168 to 638 code for a protein of 156 amino acids. The record is from RefSeq and is a predicted model, not a curated record. The transcript has 5 exons. Gene Ontology annotation, cellular component: AP-1 adaptor complex; intracellular membrane-bounded organelle. Gene Ontology annotation, molecular function: clathrin-cargo adaptor activity. NCBI's taxonomy places the organism in Eukaryota, Fungi, Ascomycota, Eurotiomycetes, Eurotiales, Aspergillaceae.
AUCUCUUUCGAUCCCUUUUCCUUGUUGUUUUCUGUUGAUUAGGGCUCAGCGGGGCACGUCUGUCCCCUCUGCUCCACUCGUGAAUAAUUUCUCCAGAGCUCGGAUCCGCCACGGGUUUCGACACCCCUUCUCCAUCCCUUUUCCGUUUCCCAAGUCACCCCACCAUCAUGCCCAUCAACUACCUAAUUCUCCUGUCCCGCCAGGGCAAAGUGCGUCUGGCCAAGUGGUUUACUACUCUCUCUCCCAAGGAGAAGGCCAAGAUCAUCAAGGAUGUGACCCAGCUGGUUCUGUCGCGUCGCACGCGCAUGUGCAAUUUCCUCGAAUACAAAGACUCCAAGGUUGUCUAUCGUCGCUAUGCCUCCCUCUUCUUUAUCGCCGGAUGUUCCUCGACCGACAACGAAUUGAUCAGCCUCGAGGUGGUCCACCGCUACGUCGAACAAAUGGAUAAAUACUACGGGAAUGUGUGUGAGCUGGACAUCAUCUUCAAUUUCCAAAAGGCCUACUUCAUCCUGGAUGAGCUGUUACUGGCCGGAGAAAUGCAAGAGAGUAGUAAGAAGAAUGUGCUCCGCUGCAUCAGUCAACAAGACAGCCUGGAAGAUAUGGAGGUUGAGGAAGAUGUGGUCACAAAGAUUAUGUAG